GCUCACGGUCCCCUCCCUGCCGCAGAGCAACAGAGGGUAAAAGAAGGGGGAGGGUGAAAAGCAAGAAUGACUCAUUACCAAAAGGAAGUGCUCAAGCCAUAGGGAGGCAUGCCACAGGGGAUUUCAGGGCGAGGACUGUGAGGAGCUAGGUGCUCAGGGUGAUGGGGGCAAAAAUCAACGUCUUGUAGUUCCUGCUGCUAGUCUUUAAGAUGGGGGUGUGGGGGGUUCGCGGCAGCCGACUGCCAAGGCCUGGGAAGCGGCGCGGCGCGUGCGCAGUGGCGUUCGGCGGGACCCGCUGAGGCAAAGCGGAGCCGCAGUGACAGAAGCAAGCGGAGCGGCCGCCAGGAAGGACUCACCGAGGCGCAGGGGCUGGAGGUGGUGCUGGGGGAAAAUGGAAAAGACAAAAAGAGGAAAUGGAACUCAACUGAAGUGAAUGAGCUUCAUGAGACUUUACAGAGUGUGCCAGACGUUCCUGUAAAAGAGGCCACCAACAAUGUGGUGGAGAAAGCAACGGAUGAAAUCAAAUCCCAAGAAUUAAACCUGGAAGGGCAGCGAAAAAUUUCACCUGAUUCAAUAAAGGACUCUAAAACUGAAGCCUCAGGUAAUAUUGCAAUUAGAAAAUCUGCAAAAGUGAUUUUUGCUUUAGAUGAAACUGAACUGAAAUCAAAGCUAGAGCAACCAUGGAAGAAAAAUCUUUUUGAAAGAAUGGAGGCAAGAGCCCAAGCAAUGCAGCAGAAAAUAAUAGACAAGGAAAAUGUGAAGAAGGAACUAGAAAAAAAGGCUGAAAAAAAACUCCCUAGGGAUAAUUUGGCCAAAGAGUGGUUUAAUACUGAAAGCAUGACACUGAAUAAUCGUGCAUAUUUGCUUGACAAACUUUUACCUACCUUGGUUCCUGGAGUAGAAAACAUGUUAACUCAAGUAGAAAAGAAGAAGGUUUUGACAGAAGUUGAUACUCCAAGCAAGUUUGACCCAAUUAAUUAUUUGGGGGAAUAUUUAAUGAGAAACAAUCCUAAUUAUAUCAAAGACCCAGGAAUAUCUGGUUACCAGAGGGUGAUGAAAGAAGUCACAGAAGACCUGAAGAUAUAUGUUCCUGACACUAUCUGCAACAGAGUAUCCAAGAUGAAGGAGAAUGUUAAACAGAAUAGAAAACAAAGAGAACACAUAGACAAAAUCAAAGUCAAGGUGGCCAACACACGGAAACAGGCUCUGCAGGAGCAAUUUGAUGAAUGGAUUCUAGACCCUAAAGGAAUGAUUCCUAAGACAGUGAUUCAGAAUGUUCUUCAUGAAUUCUUUCAAAAUCCAGAUUUCAAGCUAGGAUCACACUGCGAACAAUUGGAUAUUACUGACUCAACAGAACCAAGAUUGAACAAAAUGGAAUUUACAGAAUACAUCUCUUCACAUAUUAAAGACCUGAAGAGUGAAAUGUUUGAGGAACUCCUUAAGCACCUUUGCCACUCUGCAGAUGAAUUCCGGGAGGUCAUAAAAGCUGACAUGCGGAGGCAGAUGUUCGCUGAACUCUUCCUACAUUGUGACCAUGGGAAGGUAGGGUUUUUGGAUCGGCAGAGGACAUUGGCCUUGCUGGAAUUGUUCUAUGACCAUAGUUCACAAAUGCUUAGGAGUUUACUUCGAAACCCACGACAAUGGCCAUUCAUUGAAUUUGAAGAGAUAAACUUGACUGAGUUGUGGGGAGACAUGGAUAAUCAGAAACACAUUUAUGAAGGUUUUGACGAAGUGCUCUUAGAGAUGAAUACAUUACUUUCUGCAAAACAUGCUAGCAAAACCCAAAGUAAAUUAUUAGAAAGUCCAGAUCAACCUAAACUUGAUGAACAGAGAACAUCAACAACACCACCAAACCCACCAGAACAGUGGAGAGGAGUAACUGCAGAACAAGGACCACAAAGAAUUUCAACUGAAGAACAAGGCAAAAAGUCAACUGCAGAACAAGAACUGUACACAGAAUCAGUAAUAGAACCAGGAACCCACACAGAGUCAACUCUAGAACAAGAGUCAAGUAGAGGGAUAGUAACAGAACAAGAAACACACAGAGAGUCAACUACAGAACAAGGACAGCAAAAAGGGUCAAUAGAAGGACAAGGACCACGCAGAGUGUCAGUUUCAGAACAAGGGGCACGCAGAGAGUCAGUUGCAGAACAGCGGUCACGCAGAGAGUCUAUUGCAGAACAGGGGUCACGCAGAGAGUCAGUUGCAGAACAGGGGUCACGCAGAGAGUCAACUGCAGAAAAAGAUCGACGCAAAGGGUCAGUAGCAGAACAAGGAUCACGCAGAAUGUCAACUGCAGAACAGGAAUCACUCAGAGAGUCAAUAAUAGAAGAACCAUACCAAAAAUCAGAACAAGCACCUUAUGAAGAGAUAAUUUCAGAAGAGCAAAAAGACUCAACUUCACAAUCAAGAAAAGAUAGUAUCUUAAAAAGUACAAAAUAUGGGGAGCCUAUACCCUCUGAGUACAUUGAAGUCCCUCUACAGGAAAAGAGGUCUUGGGAACAAGCAUAUGAAGAGGAAGUAUUCCUGAGUUCUGAACUGCAAGAGGAAGUUCCAACAUUAAGUAGAAAAGAUCACUUUUCAGAAACUACAAAAAAGGAAGUUCAGAAAGACAAGUCCUGUGAACCCAAGUCCCAAAAAAUAGAAGGAAAGUCAUGGUCAGGUGAAUUUUUUACUUGCAACUGGAAGAUGAAGUAUGUCACAUUUGAAGAUGAGGAACAGGCAAACUUAAUCUAUGGUAACUCCAGGUUCGCAGAUUUACACUCAAUUAUCAGAAAUAUUCAGUCCUGCAAGGAGGUAAAAGGCAGAACUGCCUUCAAUGGAGUUUCAUUCAAUCUGCUCCAGUUUGUGCAACUCCUGGAGACAUUUGUUGGUGAAGAUGCUCCCUUGAGUGUCAGCGAGACUCUCACCUCCUUUUUUAAGGAGGGCUAUGUUGAAACAGAACAAGAGAAAAUGAAUGCCUUAGAACAGUUUAGCCAAAAUGCUUUCCAAGUCCGACGGAGGCUUCUUCUAGAAGCCAUCUUUCAGAAGUGGGACAGUGAUGGCUCAGGCUUCCUGGAUCUGAAGGAAGUUGAUGAACUCUUAUACACAUACAAGGAGGGAAUGGAAAAAGAAUCUAUGAAGAAAGCUAAACUACACAUCCAAUUUCCAAAGCCACACCCUGGUCACGAAGUGAGAUUGUCUUCAAAACAAUUUCAGAAUUACAUAGAAUUGGUUGUAUCUGAACUCAGGGGCAAUGAAGACCGAGUUCUGGAAAGUGUUGUGGAAUUUCUGAUGAAUGCUUUAGAAAGGAGCCACAUUGAGAGUCUGAGGAAUUGUGCCAGGCGGAAGUGGCUGCACCAAAUCCAACGUGCUGCAGAGACAAGUGGAGUGUCCCUAGAGCCGGUGUAUAGUGAGGCCUUUAAGGCCCUCACGCAGGAUGCUGAAGCCCAUGGAAAUAAAAAGAUCAGUGCUCACAUUUCCCUCUUAGAAGAAAACCUACUACUGCCUGAGAAAGGGAAUGUUCUAUUGAGGAAUGUGGCUUGCACCUUAGAUGAUGCUCUAUUUGUACUGAACAGAGUGCUCUACAGGGACAUGAAAGGAAUCAGCUUUACAGUAGUGGAUGAAGGGAAGCCGAUCCAUGUUCCCCAAGUUCAGUACCACGGGAACAUCUUCUUCUGGGACCAGUCCCGUAAUAAGGAUGAUUGUAAUGGGUCAUUCCUGGCUCUGCCUCUUCAAGAUGCAUAUAUGAGGAUCUUUGGGGUCUUGGCUGUUGACACCCUUAGAGAUCCCCACGAAAUAAACAUCUUUCUACCUCAUGAGAUCAGAUUCUAUCAGGGUGUUGCCAAUGUCUUUAGCACUGCCUAUCACUACGUCCACAGCCGGGAGCACAUUCUGCAUAUUGUGAUCACUGGCAUUGGCUGGCUCUUUGACGUCACAUCCAGCAUCACCUCCAUCACUAUGUACUUUGUAGAGCCUAGCCCAGCCCAGGAUUCAGACUAUGUUUUACGCAACAUGAUGGUUACAGGGCAGCUGGGUCUAACAGAAAUCCACAAAAAUCCUCCUACCAUCCACAGGAAGUCAUGCAUCUUCAGAGAUUUCCUCUUUAAAUGUACUGACAGUUCAGAAGUCGUUCUGGCCUCUGCCUGUGGAGAAACCCACAUAGUAGUUCCACUUCGUGAGAGAACAGGAGAGGCUCUGGGGGUCCUCGAUUUUAACAUCGGCCGAAAUAGGAUGUUGUUGUAUCAAGAAUAUAAAGAUCUACAGAAAAUGAUGAAAGUGGUCCAAGUGGCCUGCUAUGAAAUCCUUGGCGAGUUAUCUGGAGAGAUAGAGAAAAAAUAUGUCUUAGAGAUUGAAAAGGUCGGGGAAGUCCAGCGGGCAGGAAUUCUCUUCUUCCGAAUCAUGCUGCUCGAGCUACAGGAAAGCAUACAACUACUCAAUUCCAUGGAAUUUGUGUCACUGUUGCUCUAUGACCAUACUCUUCUAACAGAGCCAAAUUAUCCUCAAGACAGCAAAUCCAUAGAGCUGAAAGCCAACAUGGAACUAGUGCGUGACACCCUGAAGGCGGUUAUCUUGUUCUUUCAUCCAGAGUUGGAAUUUUCCAGUGACUUUGGAAGUUGGGAUAAGUGUAAAUUUUAUAUUAACAAAUAUUUAGUCAACAAUAUUUGUGUCUUUGAUCCAACUGCCAAGCAUGUGGAAGUUAAUGUACAGCUCAUUGAUGAAUAUAUCAGAGGUCAUUCCCGAACCGAAGUAUGGAAAUUUGGUAAUGUUGUCAUUGAACAUCUAUACCACUGGAUACACAUCUGUUCAGCUCUCACGAAGAUAACCAAAAAACUAAAUAGUUCUAUUACACCCCCGUUGCCCUCCAAGACUGACAAUUAUAUGUAUGCAAAAAUGCCAGGGGAAGGUUUGCAAGAUAAGUGAUAAUGAAUGAUAAUGGAAUUGGUACUGUAUUUAGGAUCCUUUGUUCAUGUUCAGUUUUGUUUGUUAACUAUAAAAUAUUUUCCAUUGGAAAGGGGUACCGAUAAACAUCUUCUGCUCCUAACAUUUAUCUCAGCACUUUCUAAACCCAAAAGUGGUACCUAAGAAGAAAUUUAGCCAAAAAAUAUCCAGCGAAGGUAGCCAUAGCCAAGUGUUUCAAGUAUGUUAUAGAAUAUAUUUGAAAGCUUCCUUUCAGUUUGAGCUUUGUAUCUGCUGUGGAACUGUUAUGGUUGAUUGAGUAGUUAUUUUUCAUUCUUAUAAGGUGCAAAGUAACAACUGAGGAUUUAGAAAACAAGAAUACCAAACAGAAUACCAAAUAAUAAAGAUAAACCAAAAGAAUACCAAAUAAUAAAGAUUUUUAAGAAAUGGA
Macaca mulatta (Rhesus monkey) is the source of this 5329-nucleotide messenger RNA. The record is from RefSeq and is a predicted model, not a curated record. NCBI's taxonomy places the organism in Eukaryota, Metazoa, Chordata, Mammalia, Primates, Cercopithecidae.